UGUCGACGACGACAUGGGACACACCAUUACUGAUAAAAUUAUCUCUCCGAUGUGAUCUUCGCCGUGUUGAUAUAUAUAUGUAUCCCGCUAGAAAAGACAAUUUUUGAGGACUGCCCUCUGAAUGCAUGUCCCUUCGGUGGGGACUGGAAUGUGGGCUACUGAUUUUGCCAGUACUUUUCCAUCAGCAAACGUCGUCGGGACGGACUUGAGUCCGAUCCAGCCCCUUUAUGUUCCUCCCAAUUGCCGCUUUGAAAUAGAAGAUGCAGAAGACGAGUGGUCCUUCCCAUAUCCCUUUGACUACAUCCAUGACCGGGCUCUAGCAACCUGCUUUAAAGACCACGCACCUGUUUUCCAAUCCGCUUUCAAUGCCUUACGUUCAGGGGGUUAUUUCGAAGUGCAAGGCGUCGUCAUCCCUUUUCGAUGUAUAGACGAUUCAAUGAAAGGCACAGCAUUCGAACGGUGGCUGGGACUUGCGAAAUAGGCGGCAAAUGCACUCGGCGGGGCUUUUGGAAAAAGUCCCAAAUUACAAGUCGUACUUCGAGCAAGACGGCUUCGUGGAUGUCGUUGAGAAGCAGUUGACUUGGCCGAUUGGAAGUUAGGCGAGAGACCACGGAUGAAGAUGCUUGGUAGGAGGAGUAGGGAAGAUGUGCGUUCUGGGUUGCAUGGGUGGAGUGCUGCCGUACUGACGAGAGGCCUCGGCAUGUCGUCUCAGGAGGUUGAGAUCUUGCUGAUGGAGGUGAAGAAUGAUAUCAACUCGAAUUGGCUACACGCAUAUAUCCCGAUGUACGUACUA
Molecule: messenger RNA, 793 nt
Organism: Hyaloscypha bicolor E
Lineage: Eukaryota; Fungi; Ascomycota; Leotiomycetes; Helotiales; Hyaloscyphaceae
Exons: 3
Coding region: 122-481 (119 amino acids)
Source: RefSeq, a predicted model, not a curated record